UCAGCCGCCAGAUGUUUUCUUUCAUAUGCCUUAAGUUAAAUCGUGGUGUUCCAUCACCUACCUACUUUUUUAAACUUUUAUUUAUUUAUUAACCUUUUUUCAAAUAAAUCCGAAUUAUUAUUCCUUUAGUGAAUUACAAUCAAAGUGAAAUGGGGUUUCAAGAUGGUAAAAUUGUUUUAGACAGUCCAAAUAAUGCGUAUUACUCGGGCCAAACCAUUCAUGGGCGGCUAAUAUUUGAACAGGACAAACAAAAAACUUUUCGAGGUAUCUAUGCGAGAAUGCGAGGAUAUUGCAACGUCCACUGGACCAGUGAUCACACGCGCAAGGUCGACGACCGCUCAGAAAGUUACACUGUUGAGCACAGCUCCCACGAAAAGUAUAUAGACCAUAAGGUGUUUCUUGCUGGUGGUAAAAGUGGUGAGCACCACCUGAAUCCCGGCAAGCAUGAGUUUCCAUUCAGCAUUAAUGUACCAUACACGUGCCCGUCGUCAUUCGAGGGCUCCUAUGGACAUGUCCGAUACGAGCUCAAGGUGGUCGUGGACCGGGCGUUCAAGAUUGAUAAAGAAAUCUCUGCACCUAUCAAGAUAAUAGCGCCGCUCGACUUGAACAAAGAGCAGUAUGCUAAAGAUCCCAUAGCGUUGGAACUCAACGACGUGUAUUGCUGCUGGUGCGUGAUGUCGGGCACCUCGGAGACGCUGGUGAAGCUGCCCGUCACCGGCUACUGCCCAGGACAGGUGAUGCCGGUCGAAGUGAACUGCGUCAAUAAGAGCAAUGUGGACAUUGAGAAAAUCAAGAUAACCGUCAAAAAGGAAAUAACGUUCAGAGCAGUGUGUAAUCCCGGCACCAAUAUGGAGCGCGACACAGUGCUGGAGGUGAAGAAGGGGCCCGUGCCCGCCAACAGCACGCGCAGCUGGGCGCUGCAGCUGGACGUGCCCGCCAUGGACAUCUACAACCUCGAUAGCUGCUCGCACAUCGACGUCAACUAUGAACUCAAGGUGACGGUAUGUCCAGAAGGGUGUCAUGAGGAUAACAGCGAAUCCUGCUUACUCAUUUUCGGCACGAUUCCUCUGGUGGACUUCCAAAACAACGUGCAAAAUCCACUGUACGAUCAAAUGCCACAACCCAUGGUCACAGAACAAGUCCAAAACUACCCCAGUCCCAAUACCGCAUACCCGACUCCAGUUAUAAACCAACCUUUACCAACUAUCUCCCCGUACCCAGGCGCAACACCUUAUCCCGGUGCAAACUCUCCUUACCAUAGUCCGAACGCGCCCUACCUUGGCUCUAGUUCACCUUAUUCUGGACCCAAUUCACCUUACCCCGGCCCAACCCCGCCGUACCCUGGCGCAAACCUACCUUACCCUGGUGCCAGUACUCCUAACACCUCUCCUUACCCUGCAGGAAAUCAAUCGUACCCUUCUAACUCACCAUAUCCAAGCCAAAACCAACCAUACCCCAGUACCAACCCUUAUCCAGGCUCCACUCCCCCUUAUCCUGGAAGCCAAUAUCCCAAUUCUAAUCCUUAUCCUAACAAUACUCCAUACCAAGGGACACCAAGUCAACAAUCAUCAGCUCCGUAUCCAACGCCUGGGGUGUCGCCUGUGUCGAAUACAUUAGCACAAUCGGGCAAAUAUGGUUUCAAGACUGAAACUGAAGAUGGCGCUACGAUUCCUUUGCUACCGCAAGGAACUAGUAUUCCUUUGCCUCGGUCCAUCAGCCCUGUGCCGCCCGCCAGCGCACCGCCCGUUGCCGCUGAAGAUGCCCACGGCCAACCCACAGCCGACGCUGAUACAGAAUCGAACCCUCCAUACAACCCUGAAUUCAUGAAAGCUAAAGAAGAAACGAAAAAAGAAGACGAAAAGAAAAUAUAGUUUGUAUGUACUUAUUAAGAGCGUUCACAUUAGCUUACUAAAACGUGGCAACACCGCAACUAUACAUCAAUUGUCAAAAAAAAUUAUAAAUUUUCAAUGUUUCUGAUUGACUUUUUAAAAGAGUUCUGCUAAAAAAAAGAAGAAAAAAGAAAGGGAAUUAAAAUAAUAAUUAUUUAAUAAUAUACUUAUUCAGCUGGCGCUGAAAAUUUAAAUUUGGAUAGCAUAAAAGUAUUAUAAAAAUUUCGAAACAAUAAAUGAAGUAAGUACGAAAUUUUUAGUGGUGAAUUUAGAUGUAACGUAUUCUGAAAAUAACUUUUUCUAUAUUGCAUAUAAAAAAACUACACUUCCUAUUUUGCAUCGGAAUUUUUCAACAAAUAAUUGCGACCUAGCAACACUUUGGUUAGCUAAAGUUAUGAACGUUUAUAAAUGAAAUGUUGCCAUGUAAUGAACAUUCACUACCACAAUGGAAACACGGAAUAAUUAUAAAUAAUAAUAAGAAGAAUAAGAAAAAAAAUAAGUCUAGGUUUUAUCCGAGUUACCGACCCUUUUUCGCGCCACUCCAAUCUGCAAUUUGAUUGAUUGACAUAUACGUCAAUCAGUCAGUAUUUACUAGCUCUUCCAUGCGCGCGUAAUUGGUUACGACUUUUAUAACGAUACGGAACGUUACAACCGCCCACCACCUGCAAAUGAUUAUAGACCUUAUUUAAAAUGGAAUCGGUGCUUUUAAAAGGUUAUUUUAGAAUUGACGACAUAUUGAUUUUUAUUACGACCCAUAUAUUUCUCAUCAUAAGAGCUUACUACGAAUUUACUACUCUAAUAUCCUCAAUUAAUAUUAAGUAGGUUACAUAUUAAUUAAGUCAUAUUAUGCGCUUCGUACUUUAAUAAAAAAAAAAAGAUAUUAGUACUAUUUCUAUGCUCGUGUUUAAGAAAGUUAAAACUUAGUUAUAUAAGGCAUUUAUUCAUU
Galleria mellonella (greater wax moth) is the source of this 2835-nucleotide messenger RNA. RefSeq names its product arrestin domain-containing protein 17-like. The record is from RefSeq and is a predicted model, not a curated record. The coding region runs from base 150 to 1871 and encodes 573 amino acids. Gene Ontology annotation, biological process: protein transport. The transcript is spliced from 8 exons. Lineage: Eukaryota; Metazoa; Arthropoda; Insecta; Lepidoptera; Pyralidae. Gene Ontology annotation, cellular component: cytoplasm.